Prionailurus viverrinus (fishing cat) is the source of this 3150-nucleotide messenger RNA. Its product is annotated as pleckstrin homology domain-containing family M member 1-like. The transcript has 7 exons. Lineage: Eukaryota; Metazoa; Chordata; Mammalia; Carnivora; Felidae. The coding region runs from base 394 to 1950 and encodes 518 amino acids. The record is from RefSeq and is a predicted model, not a curated record.
ACGCCGAACCAACGUGAUGGCGUCAGGCGCCGCGAGCGCCGUUUCCUGUUGUCGCUGGCCCGGAGGCCGCAGCGCCUGGUCCGAGGCUUAGGGGCUGCCUUGGCCAGCAGUGCCCCGCGCCCCCUCCCCGCUCCCUCUGCUGAAAACCCUGACUCAUCACCUGGUACAGCAGCUGGAGGGCUUAAACACCGGCCUGUUGUCGUGCAUAGCCAGGUGCAGGAUCGGAGUCAGGCCGUAGAGACGAGGCUGUCGCGGAUGGCGGGGAAGUCUCUCAGCAGAAGAGCUUGCUGUUUACUGAUGAACGGAGUGUUUCGAAAGUGGUGAAGCCAGGUUAUCCAUUUCUUCUUUUAAUGUGUCAUGUGAUUCUCCGAGGGAGCUGCAGUGUGAGCGGAAAUGCUCUCGGUGGUGGAGAAUGGACUGGACCCCCGGGCUGCCAUCCCGGUCAUCAAGAAGAAGCUAGUGGGAUCUGUGAAGGCGUUGCAGAAGCAGUACGUGUCCUCGGACACAGUGGUCACUAGCGAAGACGGAGAUGCCAACACCAUGUGCAGUGCCCUGGAGGCCGUAUUUAUCCACGGCCUGCAUGCCAAGCACAUCCGAGCCGAGGCCGGAGGGAAAAGGAAGAAGAGCGCCCACCAGAAGCCUCUGCCUCAGCCUGUCUUCUGGCCCCUCCUGAAAGCUGUCACCCACAAACACAUCGUCUCGGAAUUGGAGCACCUGAUCUUUGUCAGCACGGACGUGGGCCGCUGCCGGGCCUGGCUGAGGCUGGCCCUCAAUGACGGCCUGAUGGAGUGCUACCUGAAGCUGCUCCUCCAGGAGCCCGCCCGCCUGUGCGAGUACUAUCAGCCCACAGCCCUGCUUCGAGACGCCGAGGAGGGCGAGUUCCUCCUCAGCUUCCUGCAGGGACUGACGUCCUUAUCCUUCGAGCUCUCCUACAAGUCCGCCAUCUUAAACGAGUGGACGCUUACCCCACUGGCUCUCUCUGGGCUUUGCCCGCUCUCUGAGCUCGACCCCCUCACCACCUCUGGGACAGAACUACAGCGGAAAGAGUCUCUGGAUUCAAUUUCCCAUUCCUCAGGCUCGGAGGACAUCGAAGUCCAGCACUCAGGCCAUAAGAUCCGACGGAACCGGAAGCUCACGGCCUCCUCCCUCAGCCUGGACACCGCCAGUUCAUCCCAGCUGUCUUGCAGCCUAAACUCUGAUAGCUGCCUACUCCAAGAGAAUGGCUCCAAGAGUCCAGACCGUUCCGAGGAGCCCAUGUCCUACGACUCCGACCUGGGGACAGCAAAUGCCGAUGAUUCAGACCCGUCUCUGCAAGAGGUAUUGUCGGAAUUCAGCAAAGCCCAGGUAAACUCUGUGCCAACCAACGGACUGAGCGGACUGAGUGGAGAAGUGGAGAUUCCCACGGGGCGGGCCUCACUCCCCCUCCCCGGCCUGGAGGCCAGCAUCCCUUUUGAUGUGCCCGCAGAGCCCCUCCCGCCCCAAGCAUCCUCUGGGACUCAAGAUGGGGACCGCAAGCAGGAGCCGCCUCCCCAGGCACCUGGCACCCUGGGCUUGCUGCAGUUGGGCACUGCCAAAGCUGUCCCCUCGGUGAGCAUUUUAGACCAGAGGCCUUCCAGUCCCGUGAGAGAGGCGGCGGCCAGAGCAGUCAGUCCGGGGAGCGGCCAGCAGAAGUCUCUGGAGGAUGACGGAGCUGCACGGAGCCUUGGGGUGUCCUCACCCACCAGCCCGGCAAAGAAUUCGAAUAGACAUUUCUCCAAAGAAGAUCUACUGGUGUCCACUGAGCACGUGAAAAGAUGCUCGGUGUCAUUGUCCUUAGACACUGGGGAAAUUGCAAACCCAAACCACAAGACGGUACUUCACACACGUGAGGAUGGCUAUAAUCAAACAGAUAAUAAAAACGUUGGAAAGGAUGUGGAGAAAUUGGAAUCCCCAUAUGUGGUGGGAAUGUAAAAUGGUGUAGUCACUUAGGGAAAGAGUUUGGAAAUUCCCCAGAAAGUUAGACCUAGUUACCGAAUGGCCCAUCAGUUGCACUCAUAGACAUGUACCCAACGGAACGGAAAACAUACGUCCACACAGAAAUGGUUACGUGGAGACAGAGACAAACCAAACAGGGCCUUUUGGUGAGGCAGGCCUUCUCCUGAGGACGCCCAGGGACUAGAGAAGAGGGGAGGGCCAUGGUCUAGUUGGUCAGCUCCGUGAAGCCGAGGCCCGGAACCGAGACCUGGAGGCGCGCGUCCGGCAGCUGCAGGAGCGGAUGGAGCUGCUGCAGGCCGGGGGAGACGCAGCUGUCACGGGGGUCCCCAGUCCCCGGGCCACAGAUGCACCUUCCCAUAUGGCCCCCCGGCCGUGGCUCUGGGCGAAGGCCCGCUGGUGGGGCCAGGCCCCAUGCACCGCCGCCACCUGCUGCUCCCUGCCAGCCUGACCUAUCGGAGGCGCGUUCCCUGCCCCUGUUCGCCGUUGCUCUGGCUGCUGCCGCUGCCUUGGGCUGCACUGGGUUGGUGGCCUGCGCCUACCAUCUCGCCCCGGUCUGGCGCCACCCGGGAGCCGCCUUCGUCCCCUGAACCCUAGGACCCCAAGCUGGAGGGUUGGGUGACCUGGGCACGGCGCAGAAGCCAUUCCUACCGCCUCCCCGUUCACACCGCCUCCCAGCGUGGGUCUCCGCCCCAGCUCCAGCCCUGUGAUCCGGGCCCGCCCCCUGGCGGCCGGGGAGGGAGGAGCAGGGGGCUCCAGGGAGGCUUGUAACCAGGAAUGCUGCAGUUGCUGCUGGGGAGAAUCGCAGACCAACCACCUCCUAACUCCGGCCUGGCUGAGGCCCCGCCGUGGAUGGGCAAACUGCGAUCUAGAGGAGACAGCAGGGCCAGGGCUCGGCCAUCAGUUUUUCACCCUCCACGCGCCCCCCGCCUGUCGGCUCGCAGACCACAAAUCCCUGUGCAUGAGGCCCUACUAUCCCGGGAAUGUUCUCUUCCCGGCGAACGUCUAGUGCGAGCCCCGCCCGCCUUCUCGAGAACCUUUUGCUUUCGCCAGCCCCGGGGACGGGGACGCUCAACCGACUGAGCCACCCAGGAGCCCCAAGAAGUCAUAUUCUUAAAUUAAAAUGCGUCCGACUUCGGCUCAGGUCAUGAUCUCGCGGUCCGUGAGUUCGAGCCCCGC